AUAAAAGUUAGCGUGCGCAGAGGAGAGCUGUCAGACUGUGCAGAGACGAGCCAGAAACCACAAGCCAAAGCGGACUCCCACCAUCAGGACCAAGAAGACCAGACAUGCAUUCCACGCGUGGGUUCUGAGCCGCUAAGGAAUUGUUUAAAAUGAUUUUUAUCCACCUGAACUGAACUAGUGGGAUAUUCCAGAAGACAACUGAGGAGGAUUUCAGUCUCUAGUGGUGGAUGAGAUGCCAUCAGUGAUGCGUUAAAGGACCAAUAAUCAAAUCUGAUAAAGUGACAUCAACUCGGGUCUUUUACCAGAUCUUAACACUGGAUUGUAGCAGCAGCAGCCGCGGCAGCAGCCCACCUCAUGGUUUAAAAGGGUGUUAAUGCGCGGGAAGGGAGUGGGACACUUCCAGGAUGAGUGAGCGAUCCACGCAGUUUGGAAGCAAAGGGUUUUUACUCAUCAUGGUGCUUGCCAUCAGCAUCUGGGACAUGUCUGAGGGCUCGACAGCGGCGCAGCAUGUUCCCACAGGCACCUGCGAGGUAGUUGCCUUGCGUCGCUGCUGCAACAAGAACAAAAUCGAGGAGCGCUCACAAACCGUCAAGUGCUCCUGUUUUCCGGGCCAAGUGGCCGGCACCACCAGAGCGGCCCCUUCCUGUGUAGAUGCCUCCAUAGUGGAGCAGAAGUGGUGGUGUCAAAUGCACCCGUGCCUUGACGGCGAAGAAUGCAAAGUUCUCCCUGAUCUGAAGGGCUGGAGCUGCGCGACGGGCAACAAGAUCAAAACCACAAAGAUUUCUGCAGAUCGAGACCAACUUUGGUAACAUCACAUACUGCACUUCACCAGGGAGUCAUGUUGAAUGUGCGAAGGCGAAUCACAAGAAGAGGACUUUUUUGUAAAUAGAGACUUCCUUUCUUCUGGACUGAAAUGAAUCCUUGGAAAACGGUCAGUCCCGAAUACAUUCCACGGGACGUCCAAUCAAGUUCUUCUUCUUGAUAGAAGCCUAUACGGGACAACAGGAUUCACGCUCUUAUACCGUACUGCUCGUAGUGGAAUACAAAUGGUGAACUUUGCCUAAAUGUUCAAUUCUAGAGUCAUAUGUCCUUUACAGGUUUUGGUUUGUUGAGCCAGAUGACUGCAAACAUUGUGAGUGACUGUCACCUCUAACAAGGUAGCUUCAGAGGUUGAACGAGAUGAAAUGAGUAGCAGAUAUUCAGGGGGAUUUUUCAAAGAAAUACACAACCACACCGACGUGUCUCUGCCUGGAAUGUCAUUAUGCAACAUGUUUCCUUUACACAUUUAAAAAUAACUUAGCGAAGGGAUUUGCAUAAAAAUGCAUUCAGAAGCAAGAAUCACGUCAAUGAUAGCUGGAGUUGUUAUCUUCACGACAUUGUCUAAACGUAGCCCACUUUUCUGAUAUUUUUCCUCAGGUAGGUAGCUACAGUAUCUAGACCAGGGGUGUCCAAACGUUUUCCACCAAGGGCCACAUAUUGAAAAAUGAAGGAUGCAAGGCCCACUUUGAUAUUCUGUAAAGCAGCAAAUAUAGAUAUGCUAAGAACUUAUAUAUGUAUACUUCAAGACAAAAACUGUAUCUGAGCUUUGCAAUAUUGGUGAAAAAGCAUAUUAUUAGUAUGUCUUGUGGUCUUUGCUCUUUUUUUUCCCCAUUUUUUUUGUUAAUUUUUUUCUUAAAUAAUCUUAGUCAAUUUUGUUCUUGUAUUAUGACUUCAUUCCCAUGAUAUUUGAAUUUUUUUCUCAACCAAAUUUUACAAAAACUACAACUUUCUUUAGUUUUGUUUGUUUCUCAUAUUAAGACUGAUUAGGACCAUAUGUUAGUAAAAUACUAUUAUUUUCCUCAGGGUUUAUUCUUGUGAAAUUGUGAUUUUUUUUCUCAUUAGAGUACUUUUUUUCUCUUAAUAUUUUGACUUUAUUUUUGUAAAAUUACAGCUGUUUUUUUCCCAUUUCUGCUGUUUUUCCACAACUAUUUCAACAUACUUGUAAAUUUUCUUCUCAUAACUAUGCUAUAUUUUGACUUUAUUCUCGUAACAUUAUAACAUUUUCCGCAAACGAAUAAAAAAAAACUGUCAUUUGUUGUUUUGUUUAUUUUUCAUAACAUUAUGAGUUUAAGAAAUGUCUCUUUUCUUUUAUAUUUUAACUUUAUGGUACUAAAAUGACAUUAUUUUUCAUCAUAAUAAUGUUAUGUUAUUCUCGUAAAAUUCUCAUUUUGAUUUUGUUCUUGUAAAAUUGCUGGUGAUUUUUUUGUAAUUUUUUGUAGUUUUCUUGUUAAAUUAUUUGUAGAACGUGUUGCAGCACAAUCAAAAAAACAACCACGGGCCGCUAAUGGCCCAGGGCCGCACUUUGGACACCCCUGAUAUAGACAUACAGAGAGACUAAUAACAUAAUAAUAAUAUGACUGUUUUCAACCCAACUAUGACAUAACAUGUCUUUUGUCUGACUAAGUGAGAUCAGUAAUAAACUGUGGUUGUGUAAUUCAAGGCUUGUGUUUUUGAGCAUCGACGCUGGCAACUAAUUCAAUAAACAUGUUUCAUUUCUUACAAGUGUACUGUAUCUGUGCAAUAGAUACACUUGUGAUCUCGGGCGAGUUGCAAAGUUCUAAAGACUGAAACUGAAAUGAUGGCCUUUAGGGGUGUCACAAGAUCUUGUGUCACGGGAUCUCGCAAGAUUAAAACGGGAUUUUGUCUCGUGGAACGAUAAUAAAUAAAUUAACUAAACACACAAUAAAUGAAAAUGAACUUGAUCAUUUUGCCGGCCUCAAUACAUUGCCAUGUGAAUGCGUGUCUUUUUUCCUCGUCUCCCGCCUCCAAACAGGCAGGAAGAGGAUUCACUCUGUGCAUUGGUUUCGGCACCUUGGCACGUUUGUUCCAUAGAACAACGGUAUGAACGGAGUGAGCCCUUUUGUCAGUCACACAGCCUCUUUGUCUUGGUGGGCGGAGGCAGGGCCAGUAGCAUACACACAAGAGUGCAGAAGAGUGUAACUAUAUUGUCAUACAUUUUUUCAUUGUACUUUUCUUUAAAGUAAUGUUAAAAUCUUGACUCGUGUCGUUCUCAUAGACCCAAUCUCGUGUAUCGUCUCUUCUCGUGAACCGAGUGUCUCGUGACACCACUGAUGGCCUUUGUUAGCGCUACCUAUCUGCUAGUCAGUAUACAAAGUGUUGAUCUCUGUUAAUAGACAACAUCUCAGAGAUUACAUUUUCAGUGUCUGCAACAUUAAGGCUAUUAAAGUGUCAGAGAAAAUAAACAUUACAUCGUGGAAAGUCAAUGUUUCACUCUUCCAUUUACAGCAGUUGCACAAUAUUAUGUGGUCAGCAAUUAAACAAGUUGUAUGGUGAACUCUUCUGGGGAACAAUAGUUAAAACUGCUUGGAAAAGGGCAGGAACUGCUCAAAAGGAUGGAGAAGCUGAAGAAAAGCCUUAUAGAGGCAAUGUCCUGUUGCUGCUGAUCUCUUAGCGGGUUACCACCUCGA
Messenger RNA from Dunckerocampus dactyliophorus (ringed pipefish), 3467 nucleotides. RefSeq names its product chemokine-like protein TAFA-2. Gene Ontology annotation, molecular function: receptor ligand activity. The transcript is spliced from 6 exons. The record is from RefSeq and is a predicted model, not a curated record. Bases 405 to 809 code for a protein of 134 amino acids. NCBI's taxonomy places the organism in Eukaryota, Metazoa, Chordata, Actinopteri, Syngnathiformes, Syngnathidae.